AUAAUAGCGGGCCAUGAGGAGUACAUCGAAUCCCGUGAAACAACCCCUCGAUGCAUGCUUUUUUAAUGACCCCACUCAAGGCCUCCAUGGCUAUGAUGAAUAAGAAUGGGGAAAGCGGAUCCCCUUGCCUAAGCCCCCGGUAGCAUGGAAAUUCUUGAGUCGGCGACCCGUUGACCAAAACCGAGGCUUUUGCUGUGGACACUGUUGCCAUAACCCGACCUUCACUUUCAAUAAUUUUAAAAUACAAUUUACCAUUCAUAAACCUUUAAUUCCCCCAAUCUCUUCUUUUCCCCCUUCAGAUACACACCUGUACACACACAACAGAAAAAUAGAGAGAACUGCUGAUGGUGAACUGUGAGUCUAGCUCUAGGGUUUAGUGUUAAACAAACGCCCGGUCUGGUAACGAACAACUGAACGAGGCCCGAUUUGGGUCGAAACCUGCUAAAUCUCGUGAUGGCGGUGACAGAGGAGUUCUAGGGUUUCGGCGGCUAAAUGCAAUUAGGGUUCAGGUGGAGGCGGUGGAAAGAACCCAGGCUGCAUACAACGAAAAUGGAGAUGGAAUCGUUUUAUGGCCGUUUCAGACCAGAUCUACGACGGUGUCAGGUAUAUGUCCCCAUUUCUAGCCAGCUCCGCUACUGGAAUCAGAUACUACACUUACUAGACGACUCAAGAACUACAAUGGCACUAACGAUGCUUCGGAAGGCGAUUGGAGCGGUGAAGGAUCAAACAAACAUUAGCAUUGCUAAGUAUGGCACAAGAGUUAGAAGUUGCCAUAGUGAAAGCCACCAGUCAUGAUGAUGAACCGACCAGCGAGAAGUAAAUUCGGGCAAUCCUGCAGCUUACGACGCUAAGUGAGCGCCUGCGUUCAUGCCAUGUCGAAACUUUGAGCAAGAUGCGUGAUUGGUUUGUUAUGUUAAAAUGUUUGGUUUUAAUUCACUGGUUGUUGAAUGAUGGGGAUAUGAUUUCUAGCAGGAGAUUAUGUAUGCUACUAGAAGAGGAAACGGGUUGCUUAACAUGGCGGAUUUUCGUGAUAAGGCGCACUUGAAUUCAUGGGAUCACUUUGCUUUUGUGAGGACUUACGGGUUUUAUUUGGAUUAAAGGCUGAAAUCUGUACCAAAUUUUAUAUAUAAUACCUUACUUGUUUCCUUUUACAAAUUAAAUUAACAUGUUUUUCUCUUA
Molecule: messenger RNA, 1179 nt
Organism: Helianthus annuus (common sunflower)
Lineage: Eukaryota; Viridiplantae; Streptophyta; Magnoliopsida; Asterales; Asteraceae
Exons: 3
Coding region: 493-795 (100 amino acids)
Source: RefSeq, a predicted model, not a curated record